Molecule: messenger RNA, 620 nt
Organism: Anoplophora glabripennis (Asian longhorned beetle)
Lineage: Eukaryota; Metazoa; Arthropoda; Insecta; Coleoptera; Cerambycidae
Exons: 2
Coding region: 117-611 (164 amino acids)
Source: RefSeq, a predicted model, not a curated record
ACCUAACCAUGUCAAUAAUAAAUAAAAAAAGCUUACAUUGAUUACACAAUAAAUUUGAUGAUGCAGUUACGGUUAUUGAAAAUAAUGGUCAAAUAGAAAAUACAGAAGGGAGAGAUAUGGAGGAAGAAUUAGAAAAUGUGGAAGAAAUUAUAUUAACAGUGGAAGACGAAACAGUUGCAGAAAGUACAAGAGAUAAUUGGCAACAUUACCAGCUAAUCAGUAUGAAAAAGCCAUUAAAUGAAAUUUUAAAAAAUGUGAUAAAUGGAGGUACAUCAGAACACAUUCAGACACCUCCUUCCAAGAGAAAACGUACCUCACCAAAUGAAGAUAAUGGGUGGAGCACUCGUCGAAGACCAACUGCUGGCGUGAAUAUAACAUUGGCUCAUAAAUUUGAAGAACUGACGGAAAUAAAAGCCAAAGCAACAAAGUUGCAACUGGCUAUUCUUAAAGAAGAAAAUAUGCAUCAGAAUAUGAAGUGGGAAUGUCAACGUGAAGAAUAUUCAUUAAAACAGACCCAGCUCAAAGAACUACACGAGUUACAGAAAACGUCUUUACAGUUAGAUAUAGAAAUUAAGAAGAAACAGUUAGAAAAAUUAAAUAUGUUAGUUUAAAACAAUAAA